Molecule: messenger RNA, 1267 nt
Organism: Chara braunii
Lineage: Eukaryota; Viridiplantae; Streptophyta; Charophyceae; Charales; Characeae
Source: the annotation of a GenBank genome assembly
CACCUCACAAAGCAAAGCAAGCCCCAUUCCCUGGCUCGAAGAGUACCUGCAGCGAGCAAAAUAUGAAAGGGAAAAAGAAUUUGACGCCAGGCUGGCAUGCAUGAAACAUCUGGAGAAAACAGGGAAGCCAACCAAUGGAAAAGCAGUGGCCGGAAUCCCACAAUCCAAAAAUCUUUUCGAUAUGUUGCGCAUGAACUCCGAACUCUCGGAAUUCAGCGCCUUCAGAUAUUACGAAAAGAAGAGGGAAAGAGAAUCUGCUGGAACAGACACCGGCACAGGUUUUGACCCCCAAACCUCGACUGACUCCAUCCGAGACAUGUUUUCCAAGAACUGGAAACCGUCGAAGGGAAGGGAUAAGAGGCCUAAGGGUCCCCCCAAAGACGAAGCAGGCAGCAAGAACGUACAGCGCAGACUCACGCAGGAAAUUGCAACAGUGGCAGCACAGACAAAAAGGUUGUUCGACCAGAACCAGGACUACAAAAAAGAGCAAGGAGAGAAGUUCAUAAUAGUUCGGAUGAUCGCGGAAAACAAGGCGCCCGACGUCCCCAAAUCAGCAAACGUUGAUAGGGGGACCGUCAGGGCUGUAAGACCGCUGAUCCCAUUUCGGUUCAGAAACAAAUUCAACGAGUGGCAGGUGGCCACAGACGCAGCAUUCACAAUCCCCACCCUCGAUGACGACAGAGCCCUGGCCAAGAGUAUCAGGGACAAUAUCUCAGCGGAGACCCCACUGGGGGUGUUUGGGAUCCCGCCACGGGAGCAGACAGUCGAAGGGAAGGCGCUGGAAGAACCGAUCCUCACCCCCUUCGAUCCCAUCCUGGUCAAGCUCGACGAGAAAGCCAAACUCUGCGAAGGCCUGACAUGGAGGGCUUGGGACACGAUCACGAUGCUGCCAUACAACGUGCUGAACGGAAGGUUCAGCACAACCGACAUCAUUGCAGACUCGUUGGCCGACAUCAUCAGGACCCGCAUACUGACCUCCAAGACCUCGCUGCAGGACGAGGCGACCCCCAUCGACGUGGACUUGGGGAGGGAAGAAUCAGAUAGGGAGGACGAUGAGGAACACGGGAUGGAUGUGGGCGACAAGAUCUCCCCCGGGGGAGGCGACGUGGGGCCUCGCUCGACGACGGAGAGCAGCGCUGGAGAGUUCAGCCUGGGCUCCUCAGCGACUAGUGAGGACAGCAGGGACACUGACACUGACAGCGGCAAGACCCAGGCCGCAGCGGACUGAACAACUUACCACCUGCAAAAAUAAAACCCCACCCCAAAA